GUUCGCUGUGGUACCGUAGAGUUAUAUAUUCCGUGAAAUUUCCGAUUGACGGAGAGAGAGAGAGAAACCCUAGCUCAGAAACCAAAAAAGAAAACCCUAACCCUAACAAGGCUUAAAUAAUGUCUGCGACAGGAGGUGGUGGUGGUCAGGAGGAAGACAAGAAGCCUACGGAUCAGUCGGGGCAUAUCAAUCUCAAGGUCAAAGGCCAGGAUGGGAAUGAGGUGUUCUUUAGGAUCAAACGUAGUACCCAGUUACGGAAGCUGAUGACUGCUUACUGUGAUCGACAGUCUGUGGAGUUUAACUCCAUUGCGUUCUUAUUUGAUGGGCGCCGACUUCGAGGAGAGCAAACUCCAGAUGAGCUUGAAAUGGAGGAAGGUGAUGAAAUUGAUGCUAUGCUGCAUCAAACUGGCGGUGGAGGUGAGCAUAGAGCUGUCUAGCUCCUCCAAGGUGGCCUACAUAUGCAUGUAAGGGGGUAAACAUGGUGGGAGAAUUGCCAUAUAUUCUGAAAACUUACUUGUCUCUGGACAUUACUGUCAAGAAAAAUGGAUUUGAUGCAUACCUAAAAAAGUUUCUUGGACUCAAGUUAGUUCUUUUGUUAUUAUGCAAUGGUUACUGGAUUGACUAUAAAUGUGUGUUUGAUGUUGGUGUUUUUAUUGUUGCAAUUUAGAAAUCUGGAAUCUAUUUCAGGUUCCCCCAUGCC
Camellia sinensis is the source of this 700-nucleotide messenger RNA. Its product is annotated as small ubiquitin-related modifier 1. Gene Ontology annotation, molecular function: protein binding. NCBI's taxonomy places the organism in Eukaryota, Viridiplantae, Streptophyta, Magnoliopsida, Ericales, Theaceae. The record is from RefSeq and is a predicted model, not a curated record.